Aedes albopictus (Asian tiger mosquito) is the source of this 3486-nucleotide messenger RNA. RefSeq lists its product as uncharacterized. The transcript is spliced from 2 exons. The record is from RefSeq and is a predicted model, not a curated record. Lineage: Eukaryota; Metazoa; Arthropoda; Insecta; Diptera; Culicidae. Bases 2138 to 2920 code for a protein of 260 amino acids.
CUGGUCCGCCUAUCGUGCUCUCUGCGCUCCACGCCUUUUUGUGCCAACCGGAUCUGUCGCGAACACCAACUUUGCAGGGUUGUUGCCCGGCAUACUUGUAACAUGCCCUUCCCAUCGUAUCCUUCCGGCUUUGACCACAGGUCCUCUUCAAGCAUGGUCCAUGUCUCGUGUCCGUAUAGCUAUAUGCAUGCGCUCAAAACUUUUGACGGUUAUUACCACGCGUCGAAGCCGAACGCCACGGCUCAAUACCGAGCAGCUGCGUGGCUCAAGACUACGCGCAGCAGUUAGCAGUGGCCCUACCAACGGAAGAGCAGCUUGGCGCAGCUACACUUGAAGAUGGCUGGAGGGACAUCCGAUCCGCCAUAGGUAGUACCUCGGCUACAGCACUAGGCUUCGCGACUCCGAGUCACAGAAACGACUGGUACGACGGCGAAUGUGAACAGUUGAAAAACGAGAAGAAUGCAGCAUGGGCGAGAAUGCUGCAACACCGUACGAGAGCGAAUGAGGCACGUUACAAACAGGCGCGGAACAGGCAGAACUCAGUCUUCCGGAUGAAGAAGCGCCAGCAGGAAGAACGAGAUCGCGAAGCGAUGGAAGAGCUGUACCGCGCUAAGGACACACGAAAGUUCUACGAGAAGCUUGUUACAUUUAGAUCUUGAAUGGGUAGUGCUCUAAUCAUAAACUAGAAAAUCAUUAGAGUGUAAGCGAACAAGAACGCAGCCAGGCAUGAAGCACAAGAUAGGGAAAGCUUUUCAAGACAACUGUCGCUGUCAAACGGUUUUCCUAUCGUCAAACCAACGAUCCUACACCACUUCCGCCCGAGGUGAAAACGAAAGAAGCUGCAAAAGAGAACUCGUGCCAGAUUGAGCAGACAAGUUCGGGCUGUUGAACAUCCUAAAAAUUGCAGUCGGUCAAUCAUCACACGGAAAAUCGGAAGCCCGGUACCUGGGUGUACAAGGAGGACCGGCGCGAUUGAGCCAUCCAAAUACGACACCAAGUGCCUCUCUUGCAUUGGGAGCAUUCCCGGCAGCGGUAGGCGGUCGACAAACUGGGUGGACCGCAUCAGCCAGAAAAGGUAGAAAUCAGCGUUUUACGUGAGACGGACAGUGUUAACCUUAAUUCAUAAAUCCUUCCUUGACAGUUGGACAGCGGCGUCGUAUUUAACGGAGCAUUGAUCUCGUUCAGCAGCCCGCUCGUCGGCCGAACUCUUGAGCACGUGAUCAACACUUGAGAAAGGAACGGAUCGAAAGGUAACUCACUCACUUCAGUGUGGUAAUAUGCCUUUGACCUCAUGAUGACUCUCUACCGCAGAUUGGAAAGUAAUUCCUAAACGCAUGUUUGAUCUGGACAUCAUCGGAUCCGAAGUAGUUUGCACCUAGCAACACCGCAUAGGUAAGACACUAUUGACAAAUAUUGAACAACCAGAGCAAAUUAUAUCAUCUUGCGUGUUCAUCAGAUAUUUCCGGCAACCGUUCGGAACCGCAGCGCCGCCGAACAGUGCCUGGGCUGCUGGCGACCCUUGGGUAGAGGAUCGUCCAUCUGCAAAAGCCUUCAACGAGAAGGCUUUUGUUUCUACCCUUAGAACACACCGAGAAGUUUGGCACACCGAGCAUUGGACGGCGAGGAUUCCGUGUGCAUCUUCUGGAAGGCACGCGGCACACGGCUCCGUUGGCGACACGGGCGCGACCUCGUUGAACCGCGAUCUCAUUCGUGCUGCGGGAGUGCUGAACCGACUCGGACCCGAUUUACGUGCAACGAACACCGUUUUCGUUCAAGAAGCGAAUGGUGUGGCGAGCCCCGCUUGCAUGGAGCUCGAGUGGGCACAGCAUCACAUCCAGGAUUAGAGCAGGUAGCGACAGUACGUCAGCAACCGUGAGUCGUAACCAAUAGAUUAUAGCAUAGUCGUAAGAAAGUGCAGCAAAUGCCAGUUAGAUAGGAGAGAUAGGGCUCAGAGAAGAGGCGCAUGUAAGGAAAUAUAGAGCAUUAAAAUGUAUUCUCGCACGUUUUGAUCAGUUGAGCUUUUUCUCCCGAUGUACCUAGUCCCACUCCAGGCGUAAACUGGGCUUUAGUCAGUACGCUAGCGGGUAUUUAGUAACAAGCUAACCGCUCGCGCAGAGGCUUUGUGCCACAAGCCGACAUGUGCCGAGAUAAUCACGGGAAUAUUCUCACGAGCGAGAGUGAGGUGGUCGAGAGGUGGCGGCAGCAUUACGAUGAGCACCUCAAUGGCGACGUUGCAAGUACCGAAGGUGGCGUGGUAACAAAUCUAGGAGUAUGUGCACAGGACGAAAGACUUCCGGCCCCUGACCUUCAAGAGAUUGAGGAGGAGGUUGGCCGGUUGAAAAACAACAAAGCCGCUGGAGCAGAUCAAUUACCAAGCGAGCUACUAAAAUACGGUGGAGAAGCACCGGUGAGAGCACUACACUGGGUCAUUACCAAGAUUUGGGAGGAGGAAGUAUUACCGGAGGAAUGGAUGGAAGGUAUCGUGUGUCCCAUCUACAAAAAGGGCGACAAGUUGGAUUGCGGGAACUACCGCGCGAUCACACUACUGAGCGCUGCCUACAAGGUACUCUCUCAAAUUUUAUGCCGCCGUCUAUCACCGAUUGCAAGAGAGUUCGUGGGGCAAUAUCAGGCUGGAUUUAUGGGUGAACGCGCUACAACGGACCAGGUGUUCGCCAUCCGCCAGGUGUUGCAGAAAUGCCGCGAAUGCAACGUGCCCACACAUCACUUGUUCAUCGAUUUCAAAUCGGCGUAUGAUACAAACGAUCGACAACAGUUAUGGCAGAUUAUGCACGAAUACGGAUUUCCGGAUAAACUGGAUACGAUUGAUCAAAAGGACGAUGGAUCAAAAGAUGUGCGUAGUUCGAGUAACAGGGACACUCUCGAGUCCCUUCGAAUCUCGCAGAGGGCUAAGGCAAGGUGAUGGUCUUUCGUGCUUGCUGUUCAACAUUGCUUUAGAGGGUGUAAUUAGGAGAGCGGGGAUAAACACGAGUGGAACGAUUUUCACGAAGUCCGUUCAGCUGCUUGGUUUCGCUGAUGAUAUUGAUAUUAUUGCUCGUAAAUUUGAGACGAUGGCGGAACCGUACAUCCGACUAAAGAGUGAAGCCAGGCGGAUCAGAUUAGUUAUUAAUGUUGCGUUGCGUGGUAACGGAGUAAUUCGUAGAUUGCAUACUGAAAGUUGUCAUGUUAAAACUUUAAUACUCCUAUUCUAAUUGCUUAUGGAAUGCUAUUUGGGAAGAAACAGCUAUCCAAUCAGAGGUUGAAGUAAAAAAGACAUGAUAACUUCCAUUGCCGGCCACGCCCAUCUUCUCCGUUACGAGGAUAGGAAAGGAUGUGAUGAUAUGACACCUACUUUACAAGAGGACAGCGACUCACCGACACUCCCAUAGGCGCCAAGGAGUUGAUUAUUUGGAAUGGGGUGAUCUGGGAACCACUAUAAGCGAGUGAUGCGACAAGAUUCAGAUUGUGUAAGUGUAUUUGAGUAAAUCA